Diaporthe amygdali is the source of this 453-nucleotide messenger RNA. RefSeq lists its product as uncharacterized. The record is from RefSeq and is a predicted model, not a curated record. The transcript has 3 exons. Bases 1 to 453 code for a protein of 150 amino acids. NCBI's taxonomy places the organism in Eukaryota, Fungi, Ascomycota, Sordariomycetes, Diaporthales, Diaporthaceae.
AUGCAGGUUUGCAACUCCUUCAAGCUGCGUCUCGCGCGUGUCCAGAGUGUGGUGAAGAACGUAGUCAACCGUCGCCUACGCAAGGAGAAGAAGAGGCGCUCAAUCCAGAUUUCCGAGCCGUUUGCCUUCAGACAUGUCACCACAAACAUCAAAGGCCUUAGUGAGGAUGAGCUCCAGGUCCUCCGUGAGAAAGCUAUAGCCAGCCGUUUUUCCACCAUCGACGCCCAGCUUGCACAACAGCAGCAACAUGACCUCCACCAGAAGCCAGCCCGGCCAAACAAGACCCGCGCUGGCUACCGCGGCCUCACAUCGUCCCCGCUGAGCGCCUCGAGGCCUUCAAUCACGCAGUCUUUUGCGGCGGAGGACAGUGCUUCCCAGCUGAGCCACACGACAGCGUCCUCGAGCGGUGGAAGCGACCACGGCUGCGAUCUAGCGAAGGAGACACUCAUCUAG